Herpailurus yagouaroundi (jaguarundi) is the source of this 774-nucleotide messenger RNA. It is a transcript of the gene TCF23, whose product is annotated as transcription factor 23. NCBI's taxonomy places the organism in Eukaryota, Metazoa, Chordata, Mammalia, Carnivora, Felidae. The transcript is spliced from 3 exons. Gene Ontology annotation, molecular function: RNA polymerase II transcription regulatory region sequence-specific DNA binding; protein dimerization activity; DNA-binding transcription factor activity, RNA polymerase II-specific. Gene Ontology annotation, biological process: developmental process; regulation of transcription by RNA polymerase II. The record is from RefSeq and is a predicted model, not a curated record. Bases 1 to 633 code for a protein of 210 amino acids.
AUGUCACGGAAGGAGGUCAGAAGGCCACCAGCCAUGCCAGGAGUGGGGCAGACCCCGGCAAAGGCCAAGCUGCGGCUGGCGGCAGGCACUGGCAGGAAGAGGAGCCGCCCGUGCGGGACAAGGCAGGACCUGUGGGAAGAGACAAACUGGAGGGACCAGAUGUGGAGCAGAGCUGCCCCCAGCUUAAGAGGGGCCAGGGCCCCCGGCAGGAGCGAGGCCAGUCCCGAGAACGCUGCUCGGGAGCGGAGCCGCGUGAGGACGCUGCGCCAGGCCUUCCUGGCCCUGCAGGCCGCUCUGCCCGCCGUGCCCCCUGACACCAAGCUCUCCAAGCUGGAUGUGCUGGUGCUGGCCGCCAGCUACAUAGCCCACCUCACCCGCACACUUGGUCGGGAGUUGCCUGGCCCCGCCUGGCCACCCUUCCUGCGUGGACUCCGCUACCUGCACCCUCUGAAGAAGUGGCCCAUGCGAUCUCGUCUCUAUGCUGGAGGCCUGGGGAGCUCUGGCCUCGACUCCACCACAGUCACCACCUCAAGCCAAAGAACAAAGGAGGCGGAGGCUGGGCCCCAAGUCUCUGAAGAGGCACACGCUCUCUUUCCCACGAAGCCACUCUCACCAGCUCUCGGGGACAAAUGAGUAUCACACUUGCCCUUUUCUCCUAGACUACAAGUCGAGCUUAGAGACUUGGAUUCUCUACCAGCCCUGCCUGUCUUCACUCUGACUCUCAGCCCUCGGAUCAGACGGACUCAGGUUCAGCUCGCGGGUUCCAGCAUGCAG